Oikopleura dioica is the source of this 1227-nucleotide messenger RNA. The record is from the annotation of a GenBank genome assembly. Lineage: Eukaryota; Metazoa; Chordata; Appendicularia; Copelata; Oikopleuridae.
AUGGAUCCUCUGGGUAUCGAGCCAGUAAAGACCGAAACUUUUGAAGCACCAGCCAAGCAGCAAGCUGAUCCUGCUGAUGUUGACUUGUAUACUCGUUACGUCAAGCUCAAGAAGCAGAUUGAGUUCUUGGAUGUUCAGGAGGAAUACAUCAAAGAUGAAAUGCGCAACCUUCGAAAGGAAUACCUUCACGCUCAGGAGGAAGUAAAGCGAAUCCAAUCGAUUCCUCUCGUCAUUGGCCAGUUUUUGGAAGCAAUUGAUCAGAACUCCGCAAUUGUUGGAAGUACCACUGGCAGUAACUACUACGUCAGAAUUCUUUCUACAAUCGACCGUGAGUUGCUCAAGCCAUCCGCUUCGGUAGCUCUCCACAAGCAUUCAAACGCUUUGGUCGAUGUUCUUCCACCAGAGGCUGACUCUUCCAUCACCAUGCUCGGCGCCGAUGAGAAACCAGACAUCAGCUACAGCGACAUUGGUGGUCUUGACACACAGAAACAAGAAGUCCGGGAGGCGGUUGAACUUCCACUCACGCACUUUGAGCUUUACAAGCAAAUUGGUAUUGAUCCUCCUCGAGGUGUCUUGAUGUACGGACCUCCUGGUUGUGGUAAAACUAUGCUCGCCAAGGCUGUGGCGCAUCAUACAACUGCCUCCUUCAUCCGCGUCGUCGGCUCCGAAUUCGUCCAAAAAUACCUCGGUGAAGGUCCACGAAUGGUCCGCGACGUCUUCCGCCUUGCCAAAGAAAACUCCCCAGCAAUCAUCUUCAUUGACGAAAUCGAUGCUAUUGCGACCAAGCGAUUCGAUGCCCAAACUGGUGCCGAUCGAGAAGUGCAGCGAAUUCUCCUCGAGUUGCUGAACCAAAUGGACGGUUUUGAUCAGACCGUCAAUGUUAAAGUCAUCAUGGCUACAAACAGACAGGACACUCUUGAUCCCGCUCUUCUCCGACCUGGUCGACUUGAUCGAAAGAUCGAAUUCCCUCUUCCCGAUCGACGACAAAAGCGACUUGUUUUCACAACCAUCACUGGUAAAAUGAACCUUUCCGACGAUGUUGACCUAGAAGACUUCGUUGCUCGACCGGACAAGAUCUCGGGUGCUGAUAUCCACUCAAUCUGCCAAGAAGCUGGUAUGAUUGCUGUCAGAGAGAACCGAUACGUCGUUCUUGCCAAGGACUUCGAAAAAGCCUACAAGAACCAGCUCAAAAACAAGGACGAAAUGGAGCACGAGUUCUACCACUAA